GUUGGAGUUCAUCUAUCCCAAAUUAUAAUCCUCAAGAAAUCGUUGAUAAUUUAAAACGAUUAAUCAAUAAUGAAGAAACUGUAAAGAUGCACCCGUGGAACCGUGGGUUCCAGAAUUAUGGAAAAAUCAGUUUUAAUGAUGACUUAAUCCCAAUAACCGAAUUACCAAUUCGUGUAUGGACGCAAAACUAUAAAGAACUACUUGAGAAAUGUAUAUCUGGAACAGAUAAACUGCCAUGGAUCCUCGUACGUAAACUUUUAUAUUUUUCGAUCAAAUUAUCGUCAGAAAGUCUAAAAGAUUCUUUAGAAGAAGGACUUGAAAAACGAUUCAUGAUGAGCUCGCCCAUCGGAACGUCGAACUUGGUGUGUUUUGAUGGCGCGAAGGUCGUAUUCGAAAAUAUGAUUCUCCCGAAGAAAUUCCAAAGGAAUUUUACACAUACAGGCUCGAUUACUAUUAUAAGAGGAAGAGAAAUUACCUACGUACCAGCAUUAUAUAAAGUAAUGGAUGAAAUCUUUGUAAAUGCUGCUGACAAUAAGGUUCGAGACCAAGAAAUUAAU
Funneliformis geosporum is the source of this 557-nucleotide messenger RNA. The record is from the annotation of a GenBank genome assembly. Lineage: Eukaryota; Fungi; Glomeromycota; Glomeromycetes; Glomerales; Glomeraceae.